This is a messenger RNA of Pseudophryne corroboree (corroboree frog), 2416 nucleotides long. RefSeq names its product nuclear receptor subfamily 5 group A member 1 (gene NR5A1). Lineage: Eukaryota; Metazoa; Chordata; Amphibia; Anura; Myobatrachidae. The record is from RefSeq and is a predicted model, not a curated record. Gene Ontology annotation, molecular function: RNA polymerase II cis-regulatory region sequence-specific DNA binding; nuclear receptor activity; zinc ion binding. The transcript is spliced from 7 exons. Bases 307 to 1794 code for a protein of 495 amino acids. Gene Ontology annotation, cellular component: RNA polymerase II transcription regulator complex. Gene Ontology annotation, biological process: hormone-mediated signaling pathway; tissue development; regulation of transcription by RNA polymerase II.
ACCAAGGUGCCCAGCCCUUAUCAUACCCCCUUUCAUAGGCGUCCUGCGCUUUUGGCGAUUUAAAUGCCCUGUAGGGUGGGUGUAGCUGAAGCUAGACUGGUUGCUGCCCUGAUCCAUUAUAGUUCACUCCUCCAAUGUGCUCUGAGAGGCAAGGUGUAAAUAGGAAACUGCAUGAGACACACACAUGGUGCAUCCAGUGCUCUUAGGUUGUGAGAGCAGCAAGCAGCUACAAUACCUGAUGCCUCAUUGCAGCCUAUCAGCCUAGAAAGCAAGCAAAGGCUCUGUAGCUGGCAGAAUCACUAUUAUAUGCUGUCUAAAGUGGACUUGGGCUGCAGGACUGAUCAAGAGUACAACCUGCAGAUAUAUAGUGGGAGUGACAGCAAAGUGAUGGAUUACAACUACGAUGAAGAUCUGGAUGAGAUGUGUCCUGUGUGUGGGGACAAGGUAUCCGGCUAUCACUAUGGACUCCUCACCUGUGAGAGCUGUAAGGGAUUCUUCAAGAGGACAGUCCAGAAUAACAAGCGUUACACCUGCACAGAGAACCAGAGCUGUAAAAUAGAUAAAACGCAGAGGAAAAGGUGCCCGUACUGCCGUUUCCAAAAGUGUCUGAACGUAGGAAUGAGGUUGGAAGCUGUACGUGCUGACCGAAUGCGAGGAGGACGCAACAAGUUUGGGCCUAUGUACAAACGGGAUCGUGCCUUAAAGCAGCAGAAAAAAGCCUUGAUACGUGCAAAUGGCAUUAAACUGGAGACUGUGCCACAGAUUGUGCCUCCAGUUCAAAGUGAAUACACAAUCUCCAGCAACAUCCAUACUAUUCAUCCGGUAUGUAAGAACUUGCCUUCAAACCCAGCUCCCAUGACACCAGUUGAAUAUGACCGAAUCCCUUAUGGACCCUCGCAGGUGGAAAUGACUAUGCCCAACCAUGCCCCAUUGUCUGGCUACCACUAUUCUUCAUUCCAGAGUCGAGCUAUCAAAUCUGAAUACCCUGAACACUACACAAAUAUGCAUGAUCCAGCAGCUGCAGGACCUUAUGUGUAUGCUGAUCCCUACACCAGCAACUCUCCACCAGACAUACCUGAAGUGAUCCUUAAAUUGCUGCAGUUAGAGCCAGAUGAACCCCAGGUGAAGGCAAGGAUAUUAUCUUGUCUACAGCAGGAGCAGAGCAAGAGUCGGCACGAAAAGCUCAGCAUGUUUGGUUUGAUGUGCAAGAUGGCUGACCAGACUCUCUUCUCCAUAGUAGAGUGGGCUCGGAGUUGCAUUUACUUUAAAGAGCUUGAGGUCAGUGACCAGAUGAUCUUGCUGCAGAAUUGCUGGAGUGAACUGCUGGUGUUUGACCACAUCUAUAGACAAAUGCCACACAGCAAAGAGAACAGCAUCCUACUAGUAACUGGACAGGAGAUUGAAAUGUCAUCCAUCUCAGCCCAGGCGGGAUCCACGCUGAACAACUUGGUUCUCAGAGCACAAGAUCUGGUUAUUCUCCUCCAUUCACUUCAGGUGGACAGACAGGAGUUCGUGUGUCUCAAAUUUCUUAUUCUCUUCAGCCUUGAUGAAAAGUUCCUGGAAAACCACAGUUUAGCAAAGAGUGCUCAAGAGAAGGUCAACUCAGCCCUCCUGGAAUACACCAUGUGCCACUAUCCUCAUUGUACGGACAAGUAUCGCCUGCUUCUGCUGCGGUUAGCUGAAAUCCGCUCCAUCAGCAUGCAGGCAGAAGAGUACCUCUACCACAAGCACCUUAGUGGGGAAGUCCCAUGCAACAACUUGUUAAUUGAAAUGCUGCAUGCUAAACGGGCUUGAGUAGCCUCUUCAAGAAGUGACUCUAUUUUACAGCCUUCAAGAGAUUGCUCCUCAUCAACUAGAGACUAUGCAAAAGUGAGAUCAUUUUUAUUAAUGCUGCCUGUCCAGAAAAAGAAAAUCUUUGGUGAUGUAUUUAACCUAUAGUAUUGGAAAGUUUGAGAUUUAUUUUAAUAUAAUUGUGGCUCUUUACUGAGUGUUAUUAUAUAUUUAAUGGCUUUUUAAUAUACUGUACCAUUCCUUCUUGUGUUUUGGUCCAUGACAAUUUCCAUGCUUCUUAACAUUUAUGUGUAAAAGAUAACAAAAAAAAAAAAAAAAAAAAAACAAAUACAUGAGUGGGUGACCUAUGGGUAUGUGACUACAUGAGUAGGUGGCCUGUGGGUAUGUAACUACAUCAGUGGGUGACCUGUGGGUUUCAUUAUUUAAAAUAGUCAGAUGAUAAAAAAAUUUUUCUAACAUCAGUCCAAAGUUAAGCCAUACUUGUAUAAUCUUACAGUAUAUGGCUAGUAUAAGGAUGAUGAAUCAAUUUUACUGAGAUAUUUUGUGCAAUUGUGUAUAGUUCAGCUCUUAAGCUUUACAGCACAUAUUUUAAAGUUUCCAACAAAUAAAUUAAACUAUUGUAUUA